Molecule: messenger RNA, 4927 nt
Organism: Alligator sinensis (Chinese alligator)
Lineage: Eukaryota; Metazoa; Chordata; Crocodylia; Alligatoridae
Product: phosphatidate cytidylyltransferase 1
Exons: 13
Coding region: 66-1790 (574 amino acids)
Cellular component (GO): endoplasmic reticulum membrane
Molecular function (GO): phosphatidate cytidylyltransferase activity
Source: RefSeq, a predicted model, not a curated record
AAAGGCUCAUAGACAGGCUGGAAAGUAGAAAGAAUAAGCCUGUUUAUGUUGAGUUUGCAAAAGGCAUGCAGGUGCGAGGCCACAAUUGUGACUGGACCCAGGUCUGGUGCAAGAUGAAGUCCCUAAGAUCAGAGUUUUACCGAGCCAAAGAUGUGAACUCUUGUUAUGGGGCUAGUCGCACAAUUGCUCCCUUCUACGAUAAGCUGUCCAUCAUUCUCUCCAAGGAUGCGGGUGACAACCCAGGUAUGGAGACUUUCAGCACUGGGUUUGGGCAGGAGGAGGUAGCAGCAGCCCCUCCUGAGGGUGAAACCAUGAGCAUGUCUCAGCUCUACGCAGACCGCUCCCUGAUGACCAUGAAUGGCAGGAAGAACUGUCGGUCACCAUACACUUAUUGCCACUUAGCCCCUCUGUUCCAUGGAGUAGCACAGAUGAUAAAGCAGAGGAGAUGGAGGGUCAGGAAGAAACCCAUACUGCCGGUACAUCAUCUACCGCUACCAAGACCCAAGAACAUGCUGGACCUGGAGGUGGAUGUGGAUGACAGAUUUGGAGAUUUAGAUCUCAGAAAUGAUUCAGAUAUUCCUGAAGUUCCCCCAUCAACAGACAGCACUCCAGAAAUACUCAAAAGAGCUCUUUCUGGCGUAUCUGCCAGAUGGAAAAACUGGUGGAUUCGUGGAAUCUUAACUCUACUUAUGAUUUUGUUGUUUUUCCUCAUCAUAUACCUGGGAUCUUUCAUGCUGAUGUUUCUUGUCUUGAGCAUCCAAGUAAAGUGUUUCCAUGAAAUCAUUACAAUAGGCUACAGAGUCUAUCAUUCCUAUGAUUUACCAUGGUUUAGAACCCUAAGCUGGUACUUUUUGCUGUGUGUAAACUACUUUUUCUAUGGAGAGACAGUGGCAGAUUACUUUGCUACAUUUGUUCAAAGAAGAGAGCAACUUCAGUUUCUAAUUCGCUACCACAGGUUUAUAUCUUUUGCACUCUACUUGACAGGUUUCUGCAUGUUUGUACUGAGUUUAGUGAAGAGACAAUAUCGUCUACAGUUUUACAUGUUCGCAUGGACUCAUGUCACUUUGCUGAUCACUGUAACUCAAUCUCAUCUUGUCAUCCAAAAUCUGUUUGAAGGCAUGAUCUGGUUUCUGGUACCAAUCUCAAGUGUUAUCUGCAAUGAUAUUACUGCUUACAUUUUUGGCUUCUUCUUUGGGAGAACUCCAUUAAUUAAGUUGUCUCCUAAAAAGACCUGGGAAGGGUUCGUUGGAGGUUUCUUCUCUACUGUUGUGUUUGGAUUUAUAUUUUCCUAUCUUUUGGCUCAACAUGAGUAUUUUGUAUGUCCAGUGGAAUACAACAGUGAAACAAACAGAUUUGUUACAGAGUGUGAACCUUCAGAACUCUUCCAGAUACAGAAAUACUCUGUGCCACCACUGCUGAAGACUGUGUUGGGAUGGGAAACAGUGAACAUGUACCCAUUCCAAAUGCACAGCAUUGCUUUGUCAACAUUUGCUUCCUUAAUUGGGCCAUUUGGAGGCUUUUUUGCUAGUGGAUUCAAAAGGGCUUUCAAAAUCAAGGAUUUUGCAGACACUAUUCCUGGCCAUGGUGGAAUAAUGGAUCGUUUUGAUUGUCAAUAUUUGAUGGCUACUUUUGUUCACGUGUAUAUCACCAGUUUCAUAAGGGGCCCAAAUCCUAGCAAAUUGUUGAAACAGCUGUUGGUACUUCAGCCAGAACAACAACUAAGUGUAUAUAAAACCCUGAAAUCUCAUCUCGUAGAAAAAGGGAUCCUUCAACCAUCAACGAAGGGAUAGUGAGACGGAAUGGAGGACUACAGGAAAAUGGCUAGAAAGGCCCUCACGGGAAUACAUUACAAGUGUUCACACUGAUAGUGGCUGAACAUGUAGUCUUGAAGACAUGAAUUUUUUCCCCCCCUGAAAUUACUGUGAAUAUUUAGUAAGACAUUUAAAAUUUGUUACCUAUUCUAGGACAGCGACAUUGCUUGCAAAAUAACUAAACAUUUAAUGAGCAUUUUAGUUUGUGAAGUUGACGGUACUCAUACCAUCAGGUAUAUACAUAGAUAAAUGCCCUCUUUCAGUAUCCAGCCAGAUGGGCUCAAUAGUUUUAAAAAAUAACUUGCAUUCUAAAUGACAGUAACUAAUAUGAAAUCUACUGGAAUUGUGCAAUUUACAAAGCAAAUGUUAAUGUAAUUUAUCAGUACUGGGCUUGCUUUUAAUGCAAGUUUUAUGGUACUGUAUAGGUUAGCAAUAGGUGGCAUAUUUUUAUCUGAAAUGGUUAUUGAGGGAUAAUUGGGAUGAGAUGCUAUUUUAUCCAUUGUCCUACUGAGUGUAUUGUUUCCAAGAAAAAAAAAAUCUCCUGGAUACUGGUGAGGAAAGUGAGGCUGUCACCAAGACUUAGUCUACUUUACAAAGUUCUGCUGGUGGGGCUGUUGUUGACUAAGAAUGCAAAGAGAUCAUGUCCCUGCCUGACACCACCAUCGCAACAAAACCCCUGGUAUGGACACAGUUUUGCCAGUAGAAGGUGACUUUUCCUGGCUAAGCUUUUGCUAUUUAGGGAGCAGCUAUAAAUAUAGUGGAAGAAAAACUCUUUCUUCUGGCAUAGGCUGUGUGCGUGCCAGGGGGCUGUUUUGGGGGCAACUGUGGUUGCUUUCUUGCUGUAAUGAAAAUAACAGCUUGGGCCAAACGUAGACAAGCCCUCAAACAGUUACUGUUGGUUCUCUAAUGUUGUUCAUUAAAAAUGACUAAGUUUAGCUCAGUUUUUAGUUAUAUUUCUUAGAACUUUUUUUUCUAAUGAAACCAAUUCAUAUUAAUAAAAUAGAGGUGCCUGGACUUUGUCACUGACUUUUUGGUACAAAACAUCUGGAAUAGAAGCAGAUAUACAUAUAGUCAGAACUACAGUAUCCAACAAUAUGGGGGUCCUGCAGCUUAGUGAUUUUACACUUCAGGACUUAGUUCCAAGGCUGGGUCACUGUCUGGAGUGAGUUCACGUUAACCUUACUGUUUAUGCCUCAGUUUCCUCAUCUGUAAAAUUGGUGGUAUUUCCCUCUCCUGUGAAGUGCUUUGAGAUCCUUGGAUGAAAAGUGCAAUAUUAGUACUAGUUUUUACCCUUUAUUAUUCCCUUGAAAGCGGUAACUUUUGUCUGACCGACCUAAUAGCUUGGGGUUGAGAUGGCACAUCCUUUUCCCACUGCCUCUUACCACCAGUUAAAGUAACUGUUAGCAUCUCAAAUAAUGUGGGCAAAAAUGUGAGGAUUCAGUCGAAAAAAACCCAAAACCUUACAGAAAGUUGCUGUCCUGUAGACUUAGUGAAGUAAAUGUGAGAAAGUUAACACUUGAAUAAUUCUCCAUUUUUGCUGUUUACUGAUCUCCUUUUACAUACUAUUCCUUUUAUCAUGUGGUGAUAAUUUUAUUGAAAUUGAAAAUAGAUAUACAUGUGUUUUGAAUAAAUGCACAUUAUUCCUUAAUGAACAAAAGCACAUGAAUGCCAAAAAGUGUCUUUUGGUGUCCUGGAGACUGUAACUUGAUACAAUUUAAUUUCCUAAAAAUCUAAUGCAAAUAGGCUUUUCUUGCAUUGAGCACUGACUAUUUAUAUUUGUGAAGGGUUAAAGGUGAAAUCUACAAGUUGUUUGAUGCUACAUAAAACCAUGUAGAAAGCAGGUAGGACUGCUAAUAGGCUGGUUGCUUGUAAAAUUCAAGUUUUUGUUUACAUCAGAUCAGAAUCUGAAACCACUGUAUAUUCUGUUUUGGGACUCCACGCUAUUAUUGCAUUAGGCCAGGGUAUUGUGUACAUAAUCUGUAUAUAGUAAAAUAGUCUAUACAUUGUUAUAAAAGGGUUAUACAGCAUAUGUUCUAAUUCUAAAAGUCUUUCCUCUUGUGAAGAGUAGUGUAAGCACACAGCUGAGGGAAUUGCACUGUACUUUCUAUAUCCUACUCAAAGUACAGUACUUCUGUCAAAAGAAUGUUUUAGAGAAAAAUGACAGCUUUAAAUCAUAUUACUCCAGGUUGUCUUCCACAACUGUGAUUACAGCUGCUCAGUAGAAGUAUAUAUUGAAACCAAGUGCAAGUAGGACAAAAUGCAACAGAACUUGAAGUUUAAAGGGUAACACAGACAAAAAUAUGAGACACAGAAAGUUGCUUGGAAGUAAGUCAAUUUUAUGAAAGACAGAAAUAGAGAGGUGUCUCCUGAAGGAGGAGUGGAUGACCACAAUCAUCCAUGUAGCAGAAACAUAUAAAUAGGCUUUAGCGAUAUAGUAAGGUUUUAGCAGAGGCUUCCUACAAAAACACAGCCUUAUUAGGCGUGGAUGUACAGUAGAGUUGGGUGUAUAUAUAACAUAUAUACAUAUAUAAAUAAAUAAAUAUAAUUUUUAAUUUUAAAUGUUUGAACUUUUGAGUGCAUCUUUAUAGCAUGUAUAUUAUGGAAACAGAAUGUAUUUUAGCAUUGAGUACUUUAAAGCAAAUGAAGUUAAUGGCUGUAUAUUUGCACAGGAAAAAAGAACAAAACUACAAGUUAUUUCACAGGCUAAAGUUAAAAUGAAGCAAGAUUCUUCAGAAAUAUUAAUGGUUAACCACUCAGUCUGCUGAUUUUGACAUAUUCUUAGCAUACUGGGUUAGGCCUUGGUGUAUAUCUUUUCAAGACUCAGUUCUUAUGGAAUGCCAGGAGCACCUCUGCUGUGUGUAAAAUGAGUUUUCUUCCAAGAUUUCUCGUUCUUCCAUGAAUUUAACCAUACAAGGACACAAUGACUUAGGAGAGGCUGAUUUUUACACCAGUGAUUUCUCUUCAUUUGUUUUUUUGCUUAACAAGGAUGUUGUGAUUGCCUCAUUGAGCAGACAGUGUAGGAACAAUGUCUAUAUUGUACAUGCUGUUAGCAUAUUAUGUAUGUUUUAAUUGAUGGUUUCAAUCUUUAAACUGGGAUUGGGCGAAUAAAAUUGGGG